Messenger RNA from Gracilinanus agilis (Agile Gracile Mouse Opossum), 3518 nucleotides. RefSeq names its product PPFIA binding protein 2 (gene PPFIBP2). The record is from RefSeq and is a predicted model, not a curated record. Lineage: Eukaryota; Metazoa; Chordata; Mammalia; Didelphimorphia; Didelphidae. Gene Ontology annotation, molecular function: protein binding. The transcript is spliced from 28 exons. Gene Ontology annotation, biological process: neuromuscular junction development. Gene Ontology annotation, cellular component: presynaptic active zone. The coding region runs from base 146 to 3055 and encodes 969 amino acids.
CCUAUGGCGCUACGCUGGGGCGCUCCGGUCCCGCUGCUCCGAGGAGCCGGCCGCCCUGCGCGCGGGGGACGCCUUCGAUCCGGUCGGCCGCCGACCCGCGAGAGCCAGAAAUAAGAGGAAGAAACUGAGAAGCUGAAAAGCAACCAUGGCAUCAGAUGCUAGUCACAUGCUUGAGGCUGCCCUGGAGCAGAUGGAUGGGAUUAUUGCAGGCACCAAAUCGGCCGCUGAACACAGCAAUGGCGCCUAUGAUGUUGGGCUGCCCUCCCAAUCCCCGUACAUCAACAUGUUCCCAGUACUUCAUCUCGUUGAGGAUCUGAGGCUGUCACUAGAGAUGCUGGGGGAUCCAAAAGAGAAAGAGACCCUCCGGACUCAGAUCCCAGAGCCCACUGCAGCCUACAUAAAGGAGUGGCUUGAGGGAAAUCUGUCCCAGGUAAGCCACCCGGCUGCAGUCACGAAUGAAACCUAUCAGGAGCGCUUGGCCCAAUUGGAAGGCGACAAGGAAUCUCUCAUGUUACAGGUGAGUGUCCUGACUGACCAGGUGGAGGUCCAGGGUGAGAAGAUCCGGGACUUGGAAGUCUGCCUGGAAGGACACCAGGUGAAACUCAAUGCAGCUGAAGAGAUGCUUCAACAGGAGCUGCUGAGCCGCACAUCACUGGAGGCCCAGAAGCUAGAGCUGACAGCAGAGGUGUCAGAACUGAAGCUCCGGCUGGUCGGCAUGGAGAGGGAGCAGAAGGAGCAGGAGGAGAAGCAGAGGAAAGCGGAGUUAGUAGUGAAUCUGAUCAGUGACCUACAGGAGCAGAUGUGUAGACUACAGCUGGAAAUCAGUAGCCAAAUUCAAGAGAGAAUGUUGCAGGACAGGGACCACAUGGAUGAAUGUAGCCCUCAGGAGAGCCCCCAGGCCAGCAGCCCCGAUGGCUUGCCUGAAUUGCUACAGGAACUCAAACAUCUUAAAAUUAAGGUGGAAGAGCUGGAGAGUGAGCGAAAUCAGUAUGAAUGGAAGCUAAAGGCAACAAAGGCGGAGAUCGCCCAGCUGCAAGAGCAGUUGGCAUUGAAGGAUGCAGAAAUCGAGCGCCUCCACAGUCAGCUCUCCAGGACCGUGGCCUGUUCCGAAAGCACGGAAAGAGAGAGAGUUUGUAAGAGAAGGCUAAAGGAAAAAUAUCAAGAAGUUCAACGUCUAAAAAUAGGAAUGGAGACUUUGCUCGUUGCAAAUGAAGAAAAGGACCGCAGGAUAGAGGAGCUCACAUUGUUACUGAGCCAGUAUCGAAGAGUAAAGGAGAUCAUGCUAGGAGCUCAUGGGUCUUCAGAGAGAAUCCUUUCCAGUGGGGAAGAAGAACUAGAGGGAUCUUUCAGGAAGUGGAAUAUGGUGAACAAAUCCCCAGGAGAAACAGUGAAGCUGGAGAUGGUUCCAAGAUGUACCUCCCCUAACUUGGGGGCUCCUCCUCUGCCUCAGAAAACUCUGGAAACAAGUGGAAGCAUCCUGGACACCAGCAAUGGUCAUAUUUCCCACUGUGAAGAGGAUUCUCUGGAAACGCAAAGCAGGACUCAGGAAAAACUGUCCAGUAGUCUAGAAGAUUUGCAAAAUAGCUCUGUGGAAAAGUAUGGAGAUGGAAAACCGCCUGUUGCAGGAUCUGAGGACACCCUAUUCCUAGGGGAGAACAAAUAUCAAACAUUACCAGGGAAGCUUCCUGGAACUACCCACAAUGGAGAGCCUGUAACCUCGAUCCCAUCCACUUCUCAGACAUCAGGGAGCAGCCUGCCAAGCCUGACUCGUGGCCGGAGUGUCAGUGCACCGAUAUUAGGAGAAACUGAGAGCAAUUUGGAUACCACUGUCACAUCAAAUGACCUUUCACCCGUGUCAUCUGGAACCGAUUCGGGGCCCCAGUCUCCACUAACUCCAGAAAUGAAACGGAGCCCUAAAGGCAUCAAGAAAUUCUGGGGAAAAAUAAGAAGAACUCAAUCAGGGAAUUUCAACACAGAUGCAAUAGGGAUAGCAGAAUUCCGCCGAGGUGGACUCCGGGCAACUGCAGGACCAAGGCUGUCCAGAACCAGAGACCCCAAAGCUCAAAAGAGCGAUUCCAAUGCUCCUUUUGCCCAGUGGAGCACUGAGCAAGUGUGUUCAUGGCUGGAGGACUUUGGUCUGGGUCAGUAUGUGAUCUUUGCCAGACAAUGGGUGAGCUCUGGCCACACACUAUUGACUGCAACCCCUCAGGACAUGGAAAAGGAGCUUGGAAUUAAGCACCCCCUGCACAGGAAAAAGUUGGUUUUGGCUGUGAAGUCCAUUAACACCAAGCAACAAGAGAAGUCUGCACAACUAGACCACAUCUGGGUAACCCGGUGGCUUGACGACAUUGGCUUGCCUCAAUACAAAGAUCAAUUUCAUGAGUCCAGAGUUGAUGGGCGGAUGCUUCAGUACCUAACUGUGAAUGACCUUCUCUUCUUAAAAGUCACCAGCCAGCUGCAUCAUCUCAGCAUUAAGUGUGCCAUCCACGUGCUCCAUGUCAACAAAUUCAAUCCUCACUGCCUGCAUAGGAGACCUGCGGAUGAGAGCAAUGUUUCUCCUUCAGAAGUGGUGCAGUGGUCCAACCACCGAGUGAUGGAGUGGCUGAGGUCCGUGGACCUGGCCGAGUACGCCCCCAACCUUCGAGGAAGCGGCGUCCACGGCGGCCUCAUCAUCCUGGAGCCCCGCUUCAGUGGGGACACUCUCGCCAUGCUCCUGAACAUUCCUCCUCAGAAGACGCUCCUCCGACGCCAUCUAACCACCAAUUUCAACGUCCUCAUUGGGCCUGUGGCCCAGCAAGAAAAGAGAGACAUCAUGGCGUCCGCGGCCUAUACGCCACUGACCACCACUGCCAAAGUCCGGCCAAAGAAACUAGGAUUUUCACACUUUGGAAAUAUGAGAAAAAAGAAGUUUGAUGAGUCUACAGACUACAUAUGUCCCACGGAGCCCAGCGAAAGUGCAAAUGGCAAUCACAAGGCUUAUGGGGGCCACCGAGGCCUCAGCCCCAGCCCCGGGGAGGAACUGGACAAACUGGAUCAGGUGGGAUACGUCAACUGAUGUCCCUGUCAUCUCCGCAUCUCCGUGCCAAUCCCAGAGCUUGCAAAUAACACUGUGUUAGCUGCCAUGUAACCUCCAGCCUCACUCAUCUGCAUGAACUCACCGAGAAAAGCCAGGCUAUAGAAACCCGAAGCAUUGUGCCUUGACCCCAGAUAUGCCGGGCAACUGACUGGGGCAGUUUGAGGGGCUGGUUUGGUUUGGUUUUGUUUUGUUUUUUUCUCUUUGAGUCAACACUUCUGUCCCAGCCUCUCUGGGAAUUAGUGCCUUUCCUGAGGACAGGCUGUUCAGACUGUUACUAGAGACCAAGAAUGGAAGGAAAACGGUUUUAAGAUUAUGGUUUUUUAAAUGAUUCUUAAUGCCCAUACCCUGCAGAGUCUGCACAAAUAUAAACACUAUUUUCAUUUUAAGAUGUAUUUAAGUGCUAUGAACAUAACUAUGAAUAAAUGUAUAAAAUUUUGUUCUA